ACAUGGACUACUUGAUGGACCGAUACGUCUUUGACAACUUGCCAUUUGAUGUGGGGCCGGAGUCUCGCAAAAUUUGGGGCCAACGGGCUCUACAUGCUAUUCAGUGGUUCGAUUGGAUUUGCAAGUACCAACCGGUCUCUACAAUAUACGAAAAUCAUACAUCGUUUUUAUUUGGUGAAAUCUUGUUCUUCCUUCUUGCCGGACUCACGUUUGCACAUGCCUGGCGAUCUGGAACACGAUUUGUACUUGUAUGGUUUGGAAUUCUUGUCCAUGCACUCAACGUGGAAAACCUCUGCUACUGGAUUCCGGAUAUGGACAAUUUCUGGCAGGCCCAGGGAAUUCUGACUUUCUUCGGUGCCCGCGCUCCUCUCUACAUCCUCAUCGGUAUCUACCAUAUGUUCGACUACACUUCGUUUGUUCUUAUGAGCAGACUUCAUCUGCCAUGGUGGGCGUACGGCCCAGCAGUAGGUCUUGGAGCAGUAAUGCUUGACAUGCCAUACGAUAUCAUGGGAAUCAAACUUGUCUGGUGGACGUGGCACGAUACCGAUCCAAACAUUUUCGAUAGAAUGAACUGGGUACCUUGGAACUCGUAUUACUUCCACGCAUCGUUUGCUUGCUCGUUCACUUGGAUUCUUAUGUAUUCUCGAUAUAAGCUAGUUGACAAAGAGUAUGAUUGGAGAAAGCUUCCGAGAGAAAUCCUUUGCAUCGUGUUUGCUGGAAUGGGAGCUUUUUGGCUGGGAACCAUCCAAUUUGCUCUUCUUUACCACCCACUUCAUGACAUUUUCAAGGUUCAUUCCGAGUACACAACAAUUGCAUUUCUCUCCAUCUAUGCAUUGAUAGUUAUUUUCGCGGAUCGCAGGAACAAAAAUGAAAAUUCUCGUGUUGGAAACAAGUAUUGGUUUGAUGAACUUGCGGCGGCAAUUGCCAUUGAGUACCUUUUCUUCAUGAUUGCCGUUUUGAUAUCUGAUCCAGUUAGUAUUGUCAGUGAUGGACUCCAUCAACCAAUUGGACCUUGCAAUGAAACUCAGAAGGUUCAAACUCCGACUGGUCUUGUGCUUCAAAAGCAGAAGUAUUUCUGUACAGACAACUACGAUGAGAAGUACAUCGAUUUCCAUUGUGUGCCAGGAGGACCACCGCAACAGCCAGAACCAGGUGUGCCGUUGGAAUGGUACGCGGUGUGUGGAACAGACUACGAGAACAGAGCAGAAUACGUUUUCAUCAUUUGGUUCAUCUGCAUUCUCUACAGCUGUAUUUGGUAUCAAAUCGCAGCUUGUUCUGGCGUCACUCCAAAAGAUCCAGUUAAGCAACUCAAGAAACGUGUCUCCAGCCAAAAAAAUACUGAAUCUAAAAAGACCAAGUAAUGAAUCAAAUUUUUAAUUUUCUACUUAUGUGUAUUUCAAAUGAACUUGUCAUAUUUUCAU
Caenorhabditis elegans is the source of this 1421-nucleotide messenger RNA. RefSeq names its product DUF7802 domain-containing protein (gene ZK899.2). The record is from RefSeq and is marked reviewed. Lineage: Eukaryota; Metazoa; Nematoda; Chromadorea; Rhabditida; Rhabditidae. The coding region runs from base 3 to 1361 and encodes 452 amino acids. The transcript is spliced from 6 exons.